UAUAAGUCUUGUUCUUCAAGCCGGGAGGAAGGUGUCCGUAUGUUCCGGUUCCCCAAUUCACCAUUAGCCGAUAUUUGGACGAUUAAUUGCGGGAAUCCUUUGCUGAUUGGAUUUUCACCAAAGAAGCUGAACAGGAUCAAAGUUGUUUGUGAGAAGCACUUUCCGAAGGAAGCAAUUCUUCCAAGUGGAAGACUGAUCCGUGGUUCAGUGCCCUACCCUUAUGCUGCGGAUUCAGAAGUUGAAGAUCCAUCUGUUGUUGCGGAUUCAGAAGUUGAAGAUCCAUCUGUUGUACAGUCUCCUGAUGUCCAUCUUAGCCGAAGUAUAUGUUCACCAAGAAGAUAUCCAGGAAGACCACAAACAGACAUCAUGGCCUCUCCUGCUGUAAGCACGUCAUCUGCAACUUUUGAAAUUGAGCAGUCUCCAUCAGUGCGACAAUGGAUUGUGAAUGCGUCACCGCAAGCAAGCAGAUUUGUAGGGAGAUCAAAUCUACAAACCGUAAGGAAGACCCUUUUUGAAUCACCAUCAAAAAAACGGAUCCAGGAAAAUCUCACAAGAAAAAAGAAGCAAUUAGCAUCUAAAAUGGCGACAAUAUCAGCAUUGAAGCGGCAAAUCCGAAAAUUAAAGCAUUUUAAACCAACGCUGCAAAAUAUCACAGCGGGUUUAAAAUCCAAAGCUGCAGCAACACUUUUUGGAAUGCAGCUCCACAAAAAAAGGCAAGCUUGGAAGAAAGACGAAAUGAAGUUUGCCAUUGAAUUGUAUUUAAGGUCUCCUGCUGCCUAUAGAUUCUUGGCAAAAAAAAUUACCUUACCAGGAAUAUCUACGCAAGUUAUUUGA
Macrosteles quadrilineatus (aster leafhopper) is the source of this 834-nucleotide messenger RNA. RefSeq lists its product as uncharacterized. The transcript is spliced from 3 exons. Lineage: Eukaryota; Metazoa; Arthropoda; Insecta; Hemiptera; Cicadellidae. Bases 40 to 834 code for a protein of 264 amino acids. The record is from RefSeq and is a predicted model, not a curated record.